AUGCCUACCGAGUUGCUGAGCACCUUUCAACAAUCUGUUGUAACCGGUCUAGACCACAUGUGCCUUCCUAUGGACAAUGGCCGGUUCAGAUUCCAAGUUCAUGUGGAUUUGAAUCCAACUGUUGAUAUUGUUGACCACAUGAAACUAUUGAAUGGAGAAUUGCUCAUUCACCGUACUGUCCUUGACGAAGUGGAAAUAGCGAACACAAAGUUGAGUUCUAACCCAAAGAGUUCUAAGAUAGUGAAAUGCAUAGGAGUGAUUUCAAAACAGAGACCAACAGACGGCCCUUCUUCGUUUGUGUGCUCUAAAUGCGGCAAUGAAAACAUCCAUGUCUACGACAAUAAAUACCAGGCUGUGUUUGUUUUAGUUGGUGAUGAAGGCCGUGAGUUAACUGGAAAGCAUGCCUCCAGAAUAGUUGAUAAAUACUUUAAGGUUAAUGGUGAUCUUGAUCCUGACCAUGAGGUGCUUGCCUGUCCCACAAACUUUGAUAGACACCAUUGGAUAGAAUAG
Eruca vesicaria subsp. sativa (arugula) is the source of this 510-nucleotide messenger RNA. The record is from the annotation of a GenBank genome assembly. Lineage: Eukaryota; Viridiplantae; Streptophyta; Magnoliopsida; Brassicales; Brassicaceae.